Trichomycterus rosablanca is the source of this 2408-nucleotide messenger RNA. RefSeq lists its product as uncharacterized. The record is from RefSeq and is a predicted model, not a curated record. NCBI's taxonomy places the organism in Eukaryota, Metazoa, Chordata, Actinopteri, Siluriformes, Trichomycteridae. Gene Ontology annotation, molecular function: hydrolase activity, hydrolyzing N-glycosyl compounds. The transcript has 6 exons. The coding region runs from base 115 to 1092 and encodes 325 amino acids.
CUUUAGACCAACACAUCACACGCUGUUUCCUGAAGAUCAGAUCGAGUUUCCUCAGAAAUCAGCACUAGAGCUCAGUGAUAUCAGCACUUUCACCUGAUCACCCAGGUAACCAGAAUGAGUCAGAAGCUUAUGAUCAUCGACACCGACUGUGGUAUAGACGAUGCCCAGGCCAUAAUGAUGGCUCUUGCCUCACCCAACGUGAAGAUUUUGGGCAUCACCUGCUGCUUUGGGAACACUGAUGUGGAGAACGUGUGUCAGAAUGUGCUGCGUGUGCUGUCAGUAUGCCAACAAACUCAGAUUCCGGUCUUCCGAGGUGCGGCCAGCUCCCUGGUCGGAGCGACGACGCAAAAUUUCAAAGAUCAUUUCGGUACAGACGGUUUGGGAGACGUGCUGGAGGACAGAGACUCCGAGAUAUGGAAAACACAAAUCCAGAAGGAGCAUGCUGUUCAUUCUUUAAUCAGACUGGUAAAUGAAAACCCAGCGCAGGUCUCACUGGUGGCCCUGGGGCCGCUCACUAAUUUAGCCCUGGCGGUUCGACUGGAUCCCAGUCUACCUCAGAAACUGAAGAAUUUGUACAUCAUGGGUGGAAACAUGGAAGGUAAAGGAAAUAUGACACCAUGUGCAGAGUUUAAUUUCUGUAUGGAUCCUGAAUCUGCGUAUGUGGUGUUGGAGGAAUACCUGUGCCCCACUUAUAUCGCUACCUGGGAGUUCACCUGCAGAAACAAGUUCUCCUGGGAGUUCUUCGACGAGCUGAUCAGCCAGGACACCGCAGCAGCUCGUUUCAUGAAGAAGAUCACGUCCAGGUGCUGGGCCUUCUCCCGGGAGCAUGGGGUCAGCUCGAAAGACGUGCAUUUUGGGUCGGGAUUCGUCCCCUACGACGCGUACGCUGUGGCGGCGUGUGUGGACGACAGCGUGAUCACCGAGAGCCUGGAGUGCGCUGUCCGGGUGGAGAUCCAGGGAGAGCUGGGCAGAGGCUCGAUGGCGCUGGAUCCCAUGGGAAAGCUAAAGAAGAACCAUCGAGUGUUUGUGAUGAAGACGUGCAACCUCGACAAGAUGGGCGCCAUGCUCAUGACGUCCCUACAGCAGCCAUGAGGAGAUACGGGCCAAUCCGUUUAACCGAUAAUCACUGAUGAUCUGUGACGUAUUAAAUAAUGUCUCGGUAUUAAUGGACACGUUUCCAUCACAAGAACUGAGACGUUUCUAAAAAUCACUAAAGCAAAAAUGUGAUGGGAAUAAAUGUUUGUGCUUAAUCAGCCUAUUUUCAGUCUAAUCUUUUAUAUAUUAAAAUGUAAUUAAAUAUAAACUCAUCAUGUCACUACUGGCAUCUUUGCUUGUGUUACUUCUCAUUAUCAAAAUAACAGCAGAAGUGUUCUCCUACUUAUAUCCUACUAUAUCCAAGUUCAUUUAACACUUAUAAGUAGUGGGUAGCACUGUCGCCUCACAGCAAGAAGGUCCUGGGUUCAAUCCCCAGGUAGGGUGGUCCGGGUCCUUUUUGUGCGAAGUUUGCAUGUUCUCCCCAUGUCUGUGUGGGUUUCCUCCCACAGUCCAAAAAACAUGCAGCCAGGUUAAUUGGAGACACUGAAUUGUCCUACAGGUACCCAGCCACUAGGAUGCAUAAACCAGUGCAUUGUAGUGCCGGUACCAAGCGCGGGUAAAUAGGAAAGGUCGUGUCAGGACAGGCAUCCGGCGUAAAAAGUGCCAAAUCAAUAAUGUGGAUCACAAUGAGGAAAUAGAAGGCCCAUCCUAAUUUACGGCCGUGAAAAUUGCGUCACAGGCCGUGAAAUGAGUCCUUUCCCGUGUAUUAUACAACAGUUAGUUCCGACCUUACAAUCUGAUUGGUUGAGAAGCGUUCUAACCGUGCUGAUAUUGGUGAUAACAGCGCGGCCUUUUCACACCACAAUGGUAUUACUCCACUGACGCGUUGCCAUUAACGACAAGUUUCAUGCACACAAACGCGCACGCAGGCGACACAGACUUUUUUUUCCCGGUCGCGUUUUAAAUCCGUUAUCUGAUACACAAUCUAGUGCACUGUGUAGGAAACAUAACCAAUUGUCUAAUUCACUAUCUAGUGCACUAUGUAGGGAACAUAUAUCCAUGAUCUGAUACACAAUCUAGUGCACUAUUUAGGGAACAUUAAUGUGUUUGUAACACGAACAGUUAGUUAAGCCAGUUAGCAGCUCCUAGUAGUUCUGUUUUCAUCCAUAGCGCCUUUGGUGUGUGCGAGAGGUUUUUUUAUUUCUUUUUUUUCCCUUCGGAGGUUCUUGCUUUCCUCUUCUUCUUGUUCUUACCUCCCUGAAAUGAGUUUUUGCAACUUGGGAUGUCUGCUUUGUAGUGUUAAACUUUAUAUUCAUUGUGGAACUACUUUUUGGUGGAAGGUAUUGUCAAUAUUAAAGCAUAUCAAUAUGAAA